This is a messenger RNA of Phlebotomus argentipes, 2071 nucleotides long. It is a transcript of the gene IntS9, whose product is annotated as integrator complex subunit 9. The record is from RefSeq and is a predicted model, not a curated record. Gene Ontology annotation, cellular component: integrator complex. The coding region runs from base 81 to 2024 and encodes 647 amino acids. Gene Ontology annotation, biological process: snRNA processing. Lineage: Eukaryota; Metazoa; Arthropoda; Insecta; Diptera; Psychodidae. The transcript has 2 exons.
UGAGUGAAAUCAAAACAAACAACAAUUCAGAGUUUCCUCGUAUUUCCACUAAAAAUACUGUGAAAUAUCAGUAUUUCGCCAUGAAAUUGUAUUGCCUGAACGGCGACCCGGCGAAGCCGUGCAGCAUUCUCAGCUUCAAGGAGCUCCUGAUAAUGCUUGAUUGCGGUCUCAACGUCAAGACUGUGCUCAACUUCCUUCCCCUGCCGCUGGUGCAGAGCUCCCGCUUCAGCUCGCUGCCCAACUUCAUCCCGCGCGACCACGAUGCCCAGAUUGACGGAGAGCUGAAGGAGUGCUGCGGCCGGAUCUUCGUGGACUCCACGCCUGAGUUUGCGCCGCCGCUGGACAAGAUUGUGGACUUCUCUGAAGUCGACGUGAUCCUCAUCUCGAACUACAUGAAUAUGCUGGCGCUGCCCUUCAUCACAGAAGGCACGGGCUUCAAUGGCACAGUUUAUGCCACGGAACCGACGCUGCAAAUCGGACGAUUUUUCCUGGAGGAACUCGUGGAGUACAUUGAAGUGGCGCCCAAGGCGGUGGUGGCGUCACAGUGGAAGGACAUUCUGCACGCCUUGCCUCCGCCACUAUCGGAAUCCUACAAGCCAAAGUGCUGGAAGCACAUCUUCAGCAUGGAAGCUGUCCACAACAGUCUGGCGAGAGUUCAAAUCGCCGGUUAUGACCAGAAACUGGACAUUUAUGGGGCACUGCAGGUGAUUCCGGUGAGUUCGGGCUUCUGUCUGGGCUCCAGCAAUUGGAUUUUGAGUUCUGGCCAUGAGAAGGUGGCCUACAUCAGCGGCUCAUCCACUCUGACCACCCAUCCGAGGCCCAUCAACCAGUCCGCCCUCAAGUACGCCGACGUGAUCAUCAUGACGGGCCUCACUCAGGCGCCCCACGUGAACCCAGACGGAAUGCUCGGCGAGCUGUGCAUGAAUGUGGCUGUCACCCUGCGAAACGGAGGCUCCGUGCUGAUCCCUUGCUAUCCUUCCGGCGUGGUUUAUGACCUCUUCGAGUGCCUGUCGACGAAUCUCGACAAUGCUGGGCUGUCGCAAGUGCCCAUGUUCUUCAUCUCGCCGGUGGCGGACAGCUCUCUGGCCUAUUCCAACAUCCUGGCCGAGUGGCUGUCGUCGGGUAAGCAGCACAAAGUCUACAUCCCGGACGAACCUUUCCCUCACGCCAUGCUCGUGAAGAACGCCCGCCUGAAGCACUUCAAGCACAUCUACUCGGACGGCUUCAGCACAGACUUCCGGCAGCCUUGCGUGGUGUUCUGCGGCCAUCCGAGUCUUCGCUUCGGCGAUGCUGUGCACUUCGUUGAGCUCUGGGGCUCAAAUCCCAUCCACACCAUCAUCUUCACGGAACCGGACUUUCCCUACUUGCAAGCCUUGGCGCCAUUUCAGCCGCUCGCCAUGAAGGCAAUCUACUGUCCCAUCGAGACAUCACUGAACUUCCAGCAGGCCAACAAGCUGAUCAAAGAGCUGAAGCCAGGAUGCCUCGUCAUUCCCGAGAGCUACACACAGCCGCCGGUGAUGGUGCCGCACAAAGUGGAUCUCGUGAUUGAUCAGUUGCCGGACAAGCAACUCAUCACCUUCAAGCGCGGCGAAGUGGUGAAGCUUCCGCUGAAGCGCAAGCGCAAUCGCGUCUUCCUGAUGCCAGAGAUCGCGCAGAAUAUUGUGCCGCACGAGGUGCAGCCGGGCAUGAAUGUGGCCAGCAUCACGGGAAUCCUCCAAGUGAAGGACAACCUGCACGACAUCAAGAGCAUUGACGACAGCGAGGAACGCCUGGCUUUUCCCCUCAAGUCCUCGAAGUACGAAUGGGGCGCCCUGGACAUUGACCUGUUCGUGAAGAAGCUCACGCAGGACGGCAUCACGGACAUCAAGAUGGAGCAGAACGGACCAGGAGUGGUGAUUCGACUGCCGAACGAAGACACCACGAUAGACAUCAACAACAAUCAGACUCACAUUGUGUGCGGAGGAAAGCAGAGUCUCAGGCUGAAGCUCAGAGAUCUUCUGCUGCAAUGUGUACAAAGUUUUUAGGGAUUGUAAGAAAUUAAGAGUGUUGUAAAAUAAAUGAAUGACGAAUG